This is a messenger RNA of Penicillium alfredii, 2739 nucleotides long. RefSeq names its product chitin synthase class III (gene chsG). The coding region runs from base 1 to 2739 and encodes 912 amino acids. The record is from RefSeq and is a predicted model, not a curated record. The transcript is spliced from 5 exons. NCBI's taxonomy places the organism in Eukaryota, Fungi, Ascomycota, Eurotiomycetes, Eurotiales, Aspergillaceae. Gene Ontology annotation, cellular component: cell septum; cell periphery. Gene Ontology annotation, molecular function: chitin synthase activity.
AUGGCCUACCAGGGCUCCGGCGCGCACUCGCCCAGCUACGAUGAUCAUCAUCGCGCUCAGGACCUUCCUGCCUCGCAAUAUCGCGAGGAUGAGGAUGCGGCGCGCGGUUUGCUCUCCCAUCAGCAAGGCCCGUUUGCGAGCCCCUUCGAUGACCCCCACCCCCGGGGAGUUUCUCCCGUGCUGCCUGGUUCCGGCUACAGUUUGACCGAGACGUACGCAUCGGAUGUUGCGCCCGCAUACCACGACCCUUACAAUACUGGAUCCCCCUAUACCGGUCAUGCGGACAGCCCCGCGGCUGCCUUUGGGGUCCCGAAUCGUGUGGCAUCGCCUUAUGCCCGCAGCGAGACCUCAUCCACCGAGGCAUGGCGCCAACGCCAGGCCCCCGGUGGCAAUUCUGGAGGAGGCAAUCUCCGACGCUAUGCUACCCGGAAAGUUAAGCUCGUGCAGGGCUCCGUGCUAAGUGUUGACUACCCCGUCCCAAGCGCCAUUCAGAAUGCAAUUCAGGCCAAGUACCGCAAUGAUCUUGAAGGUGGAAGUGAAGAGUUCACGCAUAUGCGAUAUACCGCUGCGACUUGUGAUCCGAACGAGUUUACUCUCCACAAUGGUUAUAAUCUGCGCCCAGCCAUGUACAAUCGCCACACCGAGCUGCUGAUCGCUAUCACCUACUACAACGAGGACAAGCAAUUGACUGCGCGUACGUUGCAUGGCGUCAUGCAGAACAUCCGCGACAUCGUCAACCUGAAGAAGUCCGAGUUUUGGAACAAGGGUGGUCCCGCGUGGCAAAAAAUUGUUGUCGCACUGGUGUUUGAUGGCAUUGAUCCAUGCGACAAAGAUGUCCUGGAUGUGUUGGCUACCAUCGGUAUCUACCAAGAUGGGGUCAUGAAGCGCGACGUGGACGGAAAGGAGACACUGGCCCAUAUCUUUGAAUAUACUACCCAACUGUCUGUCACGCCAAACCAGCAGCUCAUUCGACCUACUGAUGACGGGCCGAGCACCCUACCCCCGGUGCAGAUGAUGUUUUGCUUGAAGCAGAAAAACAGCAAGAAAAUCAACUCCCAUCGAUGGCUCUUUAACGCUUUUGGUCGGAUCCUCAACCCCGAGGUUUGUAUUCUCUUGGACGCAGGAACCAAGCCGGGGUCGAAGUCUUUGCUCUAUCUUUGGGAGGCCUUCUACAACGACAAGGAUCUCGGUGGCGCAUGCGGUGAAAUCCAUGCUAUGUUAGGGAAGGGGUGGCGCAACUUGAUCAACCCCUUAGUGGCCGCGCAGAAUUUUGAGUACAAGAUCAGUAAUAUCUUGGACAAGCCCCUCGAAAGUUCCUUUGGUUAUGUUAGUGUCUUGCCGGGAGCCUUCUCUGCCUACCGAUUCCGUGCGAUUAUGGGACGCCCGCUCGAACAAUAUUUUCACGGCGACCAUACGCUGUCCAAGCAGCUUGGGAAAAAGGGUAUUGAAGGAAUGAACAUUUUCAAAAAGAAUAUGUUCCUGGCCGAGGAUCGCAUUCUCUGCUUCGAGUUGGUGGCAAAGGCAGGCUCUAAAUGGCACCUGUCGUAUGUGAAAGCUUCCAAGGGAGAAACCGACGUGCCCGAGGGCGCUCCAGAGUUUAUUUCCCAGCGUCGACGUUGGUUGAACGGUUCCUUCGCCGCCGGCAUUUACUCGCUGAUGCAUUUCGGCCGCAUGUAUAAGAGUGGUCACAAUCUGGUGCGCAUGUUCUUCUUGCACAUUCAGAUGCUCUACAACAUCUUCAACACCAUUCUCACCUGGUUUUCUCUGGCAUCUUACUGGCUGACGACGACUGUCAUCAUCGACCUGGUCGGUACCCCGAGCAAAAACAACAAGUACACUGCGUUCCCCUUCGGCGAGAAAGCCACACCGAUUGUGAAUACCAUGGUCAAGUACAUCUACUUGGGGUUUCUGCUCUUGCAGUUCAUCCUGGCCCUUGGCAAUCGGCCCAAGGGAUCCAAGUUCUCUUACCUGGCUUCGUUCGUGGUCUUUGGCCUGAUUCAACUCUACAUCAUUGUAGACUCGCUUUAUCUGGUCAUCCGUGCCUUCAGCGGCGGUGCCCCCAUGGACUUUGUGACCGACAAGGGCCUCGGGGCUUUCCUCGGAUCCUUCUUUGGGUCGACCGGUGCUGGUAUCAUCAUUAUCGCACUGGCGGCCACCUUCGGUCUCUACUUCGUGGCCUCGUUCAUGUACGCAGAUCCAUGGCACAUGUUCACCUCAUUCCCGGCAUACAUGGUGGUGCAAUCAUCGUAUAUCAACAUUCUCAAUGUCUAUGCCUUCAGCAACUGGCACGACGUGUCCUGGGGCACCAAGGGAUCUGACAAAGCUGAUGCACUGCCGUCUGCCAAGACAACCAAGGAUGAGGGUAGCAAGGAUGCUGUGAUUGAGGAAAUUGACAAGCCCCAGGCCGACAUCGACAGUCAGUUUGAAACGACAGUCAAGCGUGCGCUGACCCCUUAUGUUGCUCCGGUGGAACACGAGGAAAAGAGCUUAGAGGACUCGUACAAGAGCUUCCGUACUCGGCUUGUGACCUUCUGGAUCUUUAGUAAUGCUUUCCUGGCGGUGUGCAUUACCAGUGAGAAGGUGGACAAGUUUGGUUUCACGAAUACGGCCACUGAUCGGACUGCCCGGUUCUUCCAGGCCCUCCUGUGGUCUAAUGCUGUUGUCGCAUUGUUCCGGUUCAUCGGAGCCUGUUGGUUUUUGGGCCGUACUGGCAUCAUGUGCUGCUUCGCACGCCGGUAG